AUGGCGGCGCCCAGGGGUGGUGUGAACUGCGAGGAGUUCGCCGAGUUCCAGGAAUUACUCAAGGUGAUGAGGACAAUUGAUGACAGAAUAGUACAUGAAUUAAACACUACGGUUCCAACAGCUUCCUUUGCAGGGAAAAUUGAUGUCAGCCAAACCUGUAAACAACUUUAUGAGUCUUUGAUGGCAGCUCAUGCCAGUAGGGACAGAGUCAUAAAAAAUUGUAUAGCCCAGACCUCAGCAGUAGUAAAAACCCUCCGAGAAGAGAGAGAAAAGAAUUUGGACGAUUUAACGUUAUUAAAGCAACUUAGAAAAGAGCAGACAAAGUUGAAAUGGAUGCAGUCAGAAUUGAAUGUUGAAGAAGUUGUAAAUGACAGGAGCUGGAAGGUGUUUAAUGAACGCUGCCGAAUUCACUUCAAGCCUCCAAAGAAUGAAUAAAAAAAAGAAAGAUACUUUUUAUUUAAAGGACCGGGUCAUCUCAUAAGAGCUAAGCAUGACAGAUAUCAACAGGGCAGGCUUCCUAGGAUGAUUUCUGAGCCAACAGUCCAAGACCUUUUGUUGAUUUCAGCCUCACUUAGCCAAGACCUCAAAUAUAAAUAAUUCUGAUAAUUGUGGAGAAAUCAACUGCUAUUUUAUACUGAUUCUAUAAAAAAAAAGUUUUGUAACUAUUAAAAUAAUUUUCUGACUCAG
Molecule: messenger RNA, 687 nt
Organism: Nycticebus coucang (slow loris)
Lineage: Eukaryota; Metazoa; Chordata; Mammalia; Primates; Lorisidae
Product: protein MIX23-like
Exons: 1
Coding region: 1-435 (144 amino acids)
Cellular component (GO): mitochondrion; mitochondrial intermembrane space
Source: RefSeq, a predicted model, not a curated record